Brettanomyces bruxellensis is the source of this 1359-nucleotide messenger RNA. RefSeq lists its product as uncharacterized. The transcript has a single exon. The record is from RefSeq and is a predicted model, not a curated record. Bases 1 to 1359 code for a protein of 452 amino acids. NCBI's taxonomy places the organism in Eukaryota, Fungi, Ascomycota, Pichiomycetes, Pichiales, Pichiaceae.
AUGAUUGUAUUUAGUGCUUUGGUAGACAAAGGAUUCCGGUCUUGGAAGCUAAGCAGUAUAUCAGUGCAAUAUCUUCAUCCAUGUAACAACAGACAUUUUCAUGAAAUAACUGCUACUAAUGGAGAGAGACCGCAGAUUCUAACCUCCCGAAAAUUGGAUCAACUUAUGCAUAAUAUUCAAAACAAUUGCUUAGAGAUACAAGAUGGAAAUGAACUAAUACAACAAAUGGUUUAUCAGAGAUGGCCACAUUCAAAACAAACUAAGCCAGGUGCUAACGUUGAUCGGAUUAAUUGUAUAUCUUCUCUUCCACAAUUUCACCUGUUGAAAUCGAGUAAUGAAAUAAUGAAAACUCUGGAACAUGAUCGACCGGAUUUAAAUAAUGGAUUAAGAAAAGACCUGACCUUUAAAUAUCGAAUGUUACAAGGCUAUGGAAAUUUUUUCAGAGCUGGUAUACUAAAUGUGUGGAAGAACUAUUGGAAUUUGAGAAGAACUGCUUACAGAAAGAUAGAUCCGUUAUAUGUUUUUGACAAUGGCUUGGAUAGAAAUGAUACAGCAACAGGAAACCCAAAGGAUAAAAAACUAUUACUUAGAAACAAAACAAUCGAACAGAUAGUAAGUGAACUUGCAACUGCAGUAAGAUGCAAGGAAAAUAUUAUGAAAGAGAAAAUGUGGCUAUUUGAAUCCGAAUCGGAUAGACAUUACAUCCGAUUAAAAAGAAAUAUGAUGCAGCAGAUGCUUAGAAAUAAAUUUGAUGCGCCAAAACUACCGUUUUUUGCAGUGAUACUUGUUCUCCUUGAAGAAUUAUCUGUUGCUGUGUGCUGGCUUUCACCAUACAUUUUACCGACAACAUGUCUCUAUCCUAAGUUUAUGCCACGAUAUUUUGCGAGAUCUAUUAAGGCUCAACGGCGAUUGAAAGAACUUAGGAAAAACAAAUCAUUGAAGGAUAUUGCUUCGGGUAAUCCAUUUUCAAUAGAUACAGAAGAGGCCGUCAUGAUGUGUGAAUUUCUUAUGAUCAACACGAGUUUUAAAUGGGCUAACUGUCUUGAAAAUAAGGAUUUCAUGCGCAGAAGAUUACUUCAAAGAUACAAAGAGAUAGCUUUAGAUAACUAUCUUAUUAUCCGUGAUGGUGGUGUAGAGAAGCUGACAGAUCUCGAACUAUUUAGUACAAAUUUAAGAAGAGGGUUGAUAGAUUUAGAUUUGCUAACUGGAAAAAUUAAAAAAAAACCAAACGGUGAUUACAAGGAGUACUUUGACUUUGAUCAGAUGAGAAACGACCUUAGAACAUUUAUCGUUAAUUUUGAUGAUAGAAGAAAUAAUAUUGGCCUUUUUGGACUUUUUGCUACAACUUCUUGUAUAUAG